AUGUUGGUUAUAUUAUCUGCAAUUAGUUUAAUUUUAUUUGCCUUGGUUAUUACAAGACUAAUUCUAAUAUUGCCAUUUUUCAAAGUGGAUCGUAAUGGAAAAGAACGACAAGCUUUAAUGGAAAAUGGAAACAAAGCUCAGCCUAGACAAAUUGAACAUCAGACAGUAAGGCAAAAGGAUAAGCCUUUACAUUUAUUUGUCUUUUUAGGUUCCGGUGGUCAUACUGGAGAAAUGUUAAGAAUCUUACAAAAUUAUGAUUCUGUCUUAUUCUAUGAACCAAAAAAUGAGGGGACCCGAAUUCAAACCAUCUUAUACUUGGGUUAUUCAGAUUUACAAUCGUUAGAAAAAUUCAAAGAUUUCAUUUCUAAUUAUAAAUAUAAAAAUAAUAUGAUAAUCAAUUACGUGCAAUUUAUAAAGGCAAGAAAUGUAAAUGCUAACAUGAUCAAUAGUUUGAUUUCUAUUAGUAAGACUCUUUUCUAUUCAUUCAAACAAAUCCUAAGAAUAAAACUGCAAAUGUUAAACAAUCCACAUCUAGUAUUAUUGAAUGGGCCAGGAACUUGUUGUAUAAUUACUUUAUGGUUUAAAGUUUUCGAGUUUUUUUUAAUUGGGUCUUCUUCCAAUAUUGUAUAUGUGGAAUCAUUAGCAAGAAUUACCUCAUUAUCAAUGACAGGAAAGAUACUAUAUUAUCUAGCAGAUAAAUUCGUGGUUCAAUGGGAGGAUUUGAAACAGACAAUUUGUCCAAGAGCUUUGUACUAUGGCAUACUUGUAUAA
This is a messenger RNA of Henningerozyma blattae CBS 6284, 771 nucleotides long. It is a transcript of the gene ALG14, whose product is annotated as N-acetylglucosaminyldiphosphodolichol N-acetylglucosaminyltransferase anchoring subunit ALG14. Gene Ontology annotation, cellular component: UDP-N-acetylglucosamine transferase complex. NCBI's taxonomy places the organism in Eukaryota, Fungi, Ascomycota, Saccharomycetes, Saccharomycetales, Saccharomycetaceae. Bases 1 to 771 code for a protein of 256 amino acids. The transcript has a single exon. The record is from RefSeq and is a predicted model, not a curated record. Gene Ontology annotation, biological process: dolichol-linked oligosaccharide biosynthetic process.